CUCAUUAAACGGUAGUACAGCAAACGAUAUUUCCAAGCGAGGUUACUUCAAUUACAGUGAAUAGUGAUUGUUUUUCGUGAAAGUUCAAUAGGUUAUGAAAAAUGGGUAGUGCUCAAUCAGCUUUGAAUUUUGGUGCUGGACCAGCAAAAUUACCUAGAGAGGUCCUCGAAGAAGUCCAGCGGGAUUUUCUUUCCUACCAAGACUCUGGCAUGAGUUUCAUUGAAAUGAGUCAUAGAGGCAAAGAAUACACCAAAGUGAAUAAUGACGCUCAGAGCAUAGUGAGAGAACUUUUAAACGUUCCCGCCAACUACAAGAUCCUCUUCAUGCAGGGCGGCGGCACUGGCGCUUUCGCCGCCGUCGCGAUGAACCUCAUGGGCCGGACGGGCACGGCCGACUACGCUGUCACCGGCACGUGGUCUUCCAAGGCCGCCAAAGAGGCCGCAAAAUACGGGGAAGUGAGGCUGGUGUACCCGCAACAUAAGAAGUCAGGCAGCAUCCAGGACCAGAGCACCUGGACGUUGAACCCGAACGCUUCAUAUGUGUACUACUGUGAUAACGAAACUGUCGACGGUGUUGAGUUCCCUUAUAUUCCUGAAACCAAUGGUAUUCCUCUAGUUAGUGACAUGUCGUCAAGUAUAAUGACCAAGAAACUAGAUAUUUCAAAGUUUGGUUGUAUUGUUGCUGGUGCCCAAAAAAACAUCGGACCAGCAGGUGUAGUCGUAGUUAUAAUAAGAGAAGAUCUGCUAGGAAAUUCGAUGAAGUGUUGUCCAUCAGUAUUCGAUUUCACCUAUAUAGCCAAAGAAAAUUCAGUGCAUAAUACACCAGCAACCUUUUCAGUAUACGUGAUGGAAAGAGUUCUCCAAUGGAUAAAGAAAAACGGAGGAUUGGAAGUGAUGGAAAACCAAGCGCGAGAAAAGUGCGGCCUCCUAUACAAAACGAUGGCAGAAUCGAAAAAAUUCUACACUUGCCCAAUCGACGAGAAUGUCAGAAGCAGGAUGAACGUUCCAUUCCGCAUUGGAGGAGGAGACGAGAAACUCGAAGAGCUAUUUUUGCAAGAAGCGGAGAAACUGAGAAUGCAUCAGCUCAAAGGGCACAGAUCAGUUGGAGGGAUUAGGGCCAGCUUGUACAACGCAGUGACCCUUGAUGACGUCAAGUUACUAGUGAAGUUCAUGAUUGAGUUCCAGGCUACUCACGGACCGAAGUGAAAAAAACACUGAAUAAUUGUUUCCUUGAAUUAUAUUUUCAAUAUAUAGAAGGGAAGUGUCUAAUGGG
This is a messenger RNA of Phaedon cochleariae (mustard beetle), 1272 nucleotides long. The record is from the annotation of a GenBank genome assembly. Lineage: Eukaryota; Metazoa; Arthropoda; Insecta; Coleoptera; Chrysomelidae.